CAAUUAUUUGUUUCUAUUUUAAUUGCGAAAUUGAACCAAAAAUAUUUAAAGUAAAUAAGAAAAUAAAUUAGAUAGACAAUGAAGUGUUAUUACGAAGAACUUGGUGUUGAACGUGACGCAAACGAAAGUGAAAUUAAAACUGCCUACCGAAAGCUGGCACUAAAAUGGCAUCCGGAUAAAAAUCCUAAUUCCAUGGAUGAGGCCAAAGAGCGCUUUCAACUUAUACAACAGGCCUAUGAAGUUCUCUCAGAUUCCCAAGAAAGAGCUUGGUAUGACAAUCAUAGAGAUCAGAUAUUGAGGGGGAAAAAUUCUGAUUAUGAAGACAAUUGUUUGGACGUUUUCCAAUAUUUUACGGUUUCGUGCUUCAUGGGUUACGGAGAUGAUGAUAAAGGAUUUUAUGCUGUAUAUCGGGAAGUAUUUGAGAAAAUUGCCACUGAAGAUGCGGAAUUCAUGGACGAUGAAGAAGAGUUGGAAAAUAUACCUAAAUUUGGUGAUUCUAAGAGUAGUUAUGAGGAAGUAGUAGGACCAUUCUAUGCCUAUUGGAGCGCAUAUUGUACUAAACGCACAUAUACGUGGUUGUGCCCAUAUAACAUAACAGAGAUUAAGGAUCGUAGAAUAUUACGAGAAAUUGAAAAGGACAUGAAAAAGGUGGUACAAAAAGCCAAAAAGGAAAGAAAUGAAGAGGUUCGUAAUUUAGUUUCAUUUAUCCGCAAGCGUGAUAAACGUGUACAGGCGUUUAAGAAAGUAUUAGAAGAAAGGGCUGCUUUCAACAGGCAAAAGCAAGAACAAAACCGUUUGGAGCAAAUUAGGCGCCGACAACAGGAGUUAGAGGAAAUGAGACUGAAUAGCCAAACAGCCAAUGCGAGUAAUGAUGAUUAUGAAGAACAACUGAAGCAACUGGAAAUGCAAUAUAGCAGUGACGAUGAAUAUUAUGAAGAUGAUGAAGACGAAGACGAAAAUGCAGUAAUGGGUGAAGAAGUACAUGUUGCACAAGAGGAUCAUGACGAUGAAGAAUAUAUAGAUGAUUUGUAUUGUGUGGCUUGCAAUAAAGAAUUUAAAACGGAAAAAGCCUUUGCAAACCAUGAAACAAGUAAAAAACAUCGUGAUAAUAUUGAAAGGCUAAAGAUUGAGAUGCAAGAUGAAGAACAUUUAUAUCAGCAAGAUGAAAACUCACAGGAAACUGUAGAAACAGCUACAGAAAUAACAAAUGAAGAAAUCGAAGAUGAUACUUCUGAAAGAAUGGAAGACUUACAAGCAAUUGGUAAUAAAAAUAAACCCAACAAAUUGAAAAAUAAAAAAGAUGCCAAGAAGGUAAAGCAGACAAUUUUAUUAAACUCCGAUGAAGAUAAUAAUUGUGAAGAGAAUUUAGAGGAAGUUGUCUCAAAACUUGAUAUUUCGUGCAAUUAUGAUAAAGAGGAUGAUAAUUGGAAUACAACAAACAAAAAAUCAACAAAAAAAUCUAAAAAUAAAAAUAAAACGAACCAAAAACACUCAAUUUUAUCUGAACCCCAACCUCUUAAAAAUAAUACUGGACCAGAAAUCUUCCCUAAAACUAUCACAAAAUCGAAUAAUGAUUUAGAUUCAGAAACAACUCAACAUGUAUGCGUUACUUGCAAAUCAAAAUUCGAAUCUAAAAACAAACUUUUUUCUCAUCUAAAAUUAACAAACCAUGGUGUUUAUAUACCCAAAACAAAAGUAACAAAUGAUGAAAACGCAAAGUCAAAAAAGGCAAAAGGAAAAAGAAAUUAAUAACGAUUUUUACGCUUUGAAACGUUCUUUUAGUGCUACAACCUCUAUAAUAAGAUUAUAAUUUUAUGAAAUGUACAGAAAUAAUAAACAAACUUAAAUUAUUAAAAUAAAUAAUACUUAAUGAGA
This is a messenger RNA of Calliphora vicina (urban bluebottle blowfly), 1875 nucleotides long. RefSeq names its product dnaJ homolog subfamily C member 21. The transcript is spliced from 2 exons. The coding region runs from base 79 to 1749 and encodes 556 amino acids. Gene Ontology annotation, cellular component: cytoplasm. The record is from RefSeq and is a predicted model, not a curated record. Gene Ontology annotation, molecular function: nucleic acid binding; zinc ion binding. NCBI's taxonomy places the organism in Eukaryota, Metazoa, Arthropoda, Insecta, Diptera, Calliphoridae.